Prorocentrum cordatum is the source of this 1596-nucleotide messenger RNA. NCBI's taxonomy places the organism in Eukaryota, Dinophyceae, Prorocentrales, Prorocentraceae. The record is from the annotation of a GenBank genome assembly.
AUGUAUGGAUCGCCAUUCGCCAUAGAAGCAAACUAUGCGGCCUCGUCUGCCCCGAUGUGUUUUGCAGCUAUGAUGGUGCUGUGCUUGUUUAAUCUGAACGUGCGACUGAAUGCAUUUUGGUUGUUGGUCUUGACCGCGACGCUCUGCAGCUCGAUCCUGUGCGGCACUGUUGACCCACUCAGGGCCUGCGACUUUGAAGCUCACCGCGCGCGCUACUCGUCGCACGUUUGUCAGGCGGGCCUGAUGCUGACUGCCUGUGUCAUCUGUCUACACAGGUACAUCUGCCUUGCCGCGCAGUACGAGAUCGAGGCCCGCAUAUCGAGGAAUGAGCUGCAGGCUGCGCGCUCGGUGCUGCGAGGUGUCUGCGACGCGGUGGUGGAGCUCGAUAGCGACUUCCGUCUGCAGGACGAGUCCCCCCAGCUCGUCAACAUGCUCUUGCUGAACUCGCAGCGAUCCCUCUUGGGCGAGGACGUGAGGUCGUUCCUGGCGUCCGAGCAGGACCGCCAGAAGUUCACCGAGCAGAUGGGCCAGUCCUGGGAUCAGAGCGACGACGUGGUGGGGCUCAGCGCGGCCUUCCACGUUUCCAUGAAAGACAGCUCCAGCGUACCCCUCGUCGUCGAGGUGUUCUCCGUGCCCUUCGUGAACCGGGAUGCGCAAGCGGCGUAUUCUGUCGGGAUCCGAGAAUUUACGGACAUCAGCCCGAUACUCACCGUGGACAGUGCGGCGGAGGUGCGCCAGGGCAACUUUCACAGAGUUGCUGCCCCAGAGGCAGUUUCCUGGGCCCCACGCGUGCCUGCAGUGGACUCCACCCACGAUUCGUCGGAUGUGAACUCAAACGCUCUCGCGUGGGGCAUGGAGUUGCUGAUCGAGGCUGAGGCCAUCGGCUGGAUCGACAUCCUAACGGAGGGCUACACCGUGAGGUACGCCAGCCCCGCAUUCGCUAAGCAUCUGGAGGCCAACAGCGAGUUCUUGGCCGCGCUGAAACCACGUUCACGAGCAGAUUUUAUAUGCUGGAUCCAGCAGGCGUGGUUCGAUCUGGUGGAGGAGGGAUCCGAUUCCGGUCCUAAGCAAUACAGCGAGCGGCUCCACAUGAAGUGCUCCGCCCGCGCGGCCACAAGCGGGACGCGACGGACGUGGCGAUCGGUCUCGGCUAAUUUGAGGCUCGACCUGACACCACCCCCUGACGGGCAGCCCCACGGCGAGGGUGUCGUGCGCAUCGUGCUCCAGGACUUGCAGAUCGACACGAGAGCGCCCGGCACCCUGUCGAAGGGGACCCCGCCGGCCGCGUCAAGAGCCAGCCUGGAGCGCGCCACCCCGGUCGCGUGCAGCCGACUUGAGGCCGAAGAGGCCGCGGCCGAGGGGCAGAGGCCCGCAGGGGCCACAGCGGGCGCGGCCGAGGGGCGGUGCGGCGGCGCUGCUGGCGCGGCCUCGCAGCCGCAGGGCCGUGCCGAGGCCGCGACGGCCGCCGCCGAGGUGCGGCGGCGGCCGGAGCCGCCGCCAGCAGGGCGGCGUCGCCGCAGAGGACAGGGCAGCUGCGGAGCCUGUGAGGCGCAGACGCGCCCCUGUGUCCGGCGUCGCCGGCCUGCUUGGACCUGA